Xyrauchen texanus (razorback sucker) is the source of this 6778-nucleotide messenger RNA. Its product is annotated as protein TANC2-like. The coding region runs from base 274 to 6777 and encodes 2167 amino acids. Lineage: Eukaryota; Metazoa; Chordata; Actinopteri; Cypriniformes; Catostomidae. The transcript is spliced from 28 exons. Gene Ontology annotation, biological process: regulation of dendritic spine morphogenesis. Gene Ontology annotation, molecular function: protein binding. Gene Ontology annotation, cellular component: dendritic spine. The record is from RefSeq and is a predicted model, not a curated record.
CCGAUUGAAUGGUAUUCACUCUACAGUAGCGGGGAGUCGCAUCGCUGUGAUUUGAUUCUCGACCAGUCCUCUGUGCACUCUUACUGGCGUUGACUGAUACAUAGAGCGGAGCAAACGGACAACAUUUAGCGCGAGUAUCUGCUGUCAUGAGAAAAAGCACGCAACAAUUUCACUCGGGUUACGUGGAAACCGGCGCCGACGCCACUGAAGGAAGGUGGGGCGGAAAGUAAGAUAAGUGAGGUGUUUGUUUAGCCCCCUCUGUCCGCUGCCACCAUGUUUAGAAACCGCUUGAAGAUGCUGCUGGCGGGGGGCAAGACCAACAAGAAGAGCCGCAACAGCAGCGAUGGAGGGAACGAGGAAACAUUCGAUCUACCGACUUCCAGCCUGGAUCCCCUGCACAACUUCACUGGACAAGGUGGCAGUAUAGACAGUGACUGUGCCUUUGAGGCUGACUACGCAAUACCUCCCAUCUCCAUGGCUGAGGGGUUGCAGCACAUUCAUAUGAUGGAGGGGUCAUCUCGCUCUCUCCCCUCAUCGCCUCUACUCACCCACCAGAUCGUCAGCUCAAGACUGCCGCCCAUGAGGAAGGUCUUCGUCACAACCACAGGGGGGUUAGGUCCAGAGCAAGGCCCCCCUCCCUCUGUGGAUGAGGCAGCAAACACUUUGAUGACUCGCCUUGGCUUCCUACUGGGAGAUAAAGUGAGCGAGAGGUCUCAAGGGCUGCAGUACAGCAUGGAGGAGCCUGAUGAUGCACAGGGUUUAGGAGCCAGUGGGAGGAUGACUCCGUGUUCCACUCUGACCAGCAGUACCGCUUCUCCUCCCGCCUGCAGUCCCUGCUCCACACUCCCUCCAGCUGCUCCGGGACAGGCUGUCACCAGUCCCACAUCCACCCUGGAGAGCAGAGACAGCGGCAUUAUCGCCACCUUGACCAGUUACUCAGAGCCCGCAGACAGGAGCGGGAAGCACAGCGAUGGUUCUCGAGGCAGCAGCCUGAAGCUCUGGCACUCACACAGAUCCACGCUGGACUCCAGUUUGUACCGUGUGGAUGAGAACAUGGCCGCCUCCACCUACAGCCUCAACAAGAUCCCUGAGCCAAGCUCCACCCACUAUUCCUCUCAUUCCACCCCCCUCUACCUCAUGCCCCGCCCAAAUUCUGUGGCAGCCACGAGUUCUGCCCACCUCGAGGACCUGGCCUACUUGGAUAAGCAGAGACACGCCCCCAUGCGCACCUCCCUGCGCAUGCCCCGACAAAACAUGGCUAUGGGCCGCUCUGGGCAGGACCUGAGAGCUUCCGCUAACACCCAUGCCUGGCAGUCACAGUCACUGCGAUUCACUCCGUACAGACUGCAGGAUAUAGCACUAAAGCCCUUGCUUUUCGAGGUGCCCAGUAUCACCAUGGACUCUGUGUUUACUGGCCGCGAUUGGCUCUUCCAGGAGAUUGACGCCUACCUGCGCACCUCCCACUCUGCCACCAACUUUGGCGUGGUCCUGGUAGGCAACAUCGGCUAUGGCAAAACUGCCAUCAUCUCACGCCUCGUGGCUCUCAGCUGCCACGGCAACCGCAUGCGACAGAUCGCCUCAGACAGCCCACAUGCGUCACCCAAACAUGGCGACAGUAUCCCUCUCACACAGUCGCAGCCCUCACAUGGUACACUGGGAGGAGGAAGUUGCCCUGGAACUCCAGAAAUGAGGAGGAGACAGGAGGAGGCCAUGAGGAGGCUUGCGUCACAGGUUGUAGCGUAUCACUACUGUCAAGCAGAUAAUGCCUACACCUGCCUGGUUCCAGAGUUUGUGCACAAUGUGGCAGCACUGCUGUGUCGUUCACCACAGCUUGCUGCGUACAGAGAGCUGCUGUUGAAAGAGCCGCACAUACAGAGUAUGCUCAGUCUGCGCUCCUGUGUUCAAGAUCCGCCAACUGCCUUCAGACGAGGGGUGCUCGAUCCACUGGAUGCACUUUAUAAAGAGAGGAAGAUCACUCCAGAUGAAGACCUCAUCAUCCUCAUUGACGGUCUGAAUGAGGCUGAGUUCCACAAACCAGAUUAUGGUGACACCAUCGUCUCUUUCCUCUGCAAAACCAUCAGCAAGUUCCCAGCCUGGCUCAAACUGGUGGUUACUGUCAGAACCUCCCUGCAGGAAAUCACCAAAACUCUCCCCUUCCACCGGAUCUCUCUGGAUGCUCUGGAGGAAAAUGACGCCAUUGACCAGGAUCUGCAGGGUUACAUCCUGCACCGCAUCCACAGCAGUGCCGAGAUCCAGAACAAUAUCUCCCUUAACGGCAAGAUGGACAACACCAGCUUCGGCAAGCUCAGUUCCCACCUCAAGGCUCUCAGUCAGGGCUCCCUUCUUUACCUGAAGCUCACCUUUGACCUGAUCGAACGUGGUUAUCUGGUCCUCAAAAGCUCCAACUACAAGGUGGUCCCAGUUAGCCUAGCUGAAGUCUACCUUCUGCAAUGUAACAUGCGCUUCCCCACGCAGUCGUCCUUCGAAAGGGCCCUGCCGCUGCUCAACGUCGCCCUGGCCUCGCUGCACCCUCUUACAGAUGAGCAGAUCUACCAAGCCAUCAACGCCAGUUCUGUGAAGGGCACUCUGGAAUGGGAAGACUUCCAGCAGAGGAUGGACAACCUGUCAGUGUUUCUGGUGAAAAGACGUGAUGGAACACGCAUGUUUGUGCAUCCUUCCUUUAGAGAGUGGUUGAUUUGGAGAGAAGAAGGGGAGAAGACCAAGUUCCUUUGUGAUCCCAGGAAUGGCCAUACUCUUCUAGCUUUCUGGUUCUCCAGACAAGAGAACAAACUAAACAGGCAGCAGACAAUUGAGUUGGGUCACCACAUACUUAAAGCACACAUCUUCAAGGGCCUGAGUAAGAAGGUCGGGGUUUCCUCAUCUAUCUUGCAAGGGCUUUGGGUGUCAUACAGUACUGAGAGUUUAUCUACUGCUCUUUCAUCGUUGAGAAACCUUUAUACCCCAAACAUAAAGGUGUCACGACUACUCGUUUUGGGUGGGGCUAAUGUGAACUACCGUACGGAGGUUUUGAACAACGCUCCAGUGCUGUGCGUCCAUGCUCAUUUGGGCUACGUAGACUUGGUGAAUGUGCUGCUGGAAUAUGGGGCCAGUGUAGACUCGGCAUCUGAGAACGGCCUCACUCCUCUUGGCUAUGCAGCUGCCGCUGGACACCUGGGGAUAGUUACUGCCCUCUGCAAGAGGAAAGCAAAGCUUGACCACUUGGACAAAAAUGGUCAGUGUGCCCUAGUGCAUGCUGCUCUUCGUGGGCACCUGGAGGUGGUGAAGUUCCUCAUUCAGAGUGACUGGGGCUCUGGAGGGCAUCAGACAAAGCUCCAGACCCCCUCCCCUACACUAUCACAGGACACGCCCUCUCCAACACAGGCCACGUCCUCUCCCACAUCACAGGCCACACCCUCCCCCACGGAGGCCAUGCCCCAGCAGUCCCAGCCCUCAAGCCCCGAGCAGACCAAGCAACAGGUUGAUUCGCCACAAACAACGGAGGAGUCCGAACAGGAGGCUGAGCCUCAGACGGAGGAACAGCAAGAGUCUCCAGAGGAGACAGGACAACAGACACAAGCACAGACUCAGCAACAUACAUCAUCACAACCAGUGACCUUCAACAAGAAUAUUGCAGUGCAGCAGGCUCUUAUAGCAGCAGCCAGCAUGGGUUACACAGAGAUUGUAUCUUAUCUCUUGGACUUGCCUGAGAGGGAUGAAGAGGACACACAACGUGCCCAGAUUAACAGCUAUGAUACUCUGUGGGGAGAGACAGCACUGUCAGCAGCAGCAGGACGGGGCAAGCUGGAGGUUUGUCUGCUUUUAUUGGAACAGGGCUCUUCUGUGGUCCAGCCCAACCAGAGAGGGUUGGUGCCACUCUUCAGCUCUGUGCGUCAAGGGCACUGGCAGAUUGUGGACCUCUUAUUGACCCAUGGGGCAGAUGUAAACCUGGCUGAUAAACAGGGGCGUACUCCACUCAUGAUGGCUGCCUCAGAGGGACACCUGGACACGGUGGAGUUUUUACUGGCUCAGGAUGCAUCUGUUGAUCUUAUGGAUAAGGAGGGGCUGACUGCGCUCAGCUGGGCAUGUUUGAAAGGGCAUCUUUCUGUGGUUCGCUGCUUGGUGGAAAGGGGUGCGGCCACAGAUCAUGCUGAUAAAAAUGGAAGGACGCCUCUCGAUCUGGCUGCCUUCUAUGGAGACUCAGAAGUGGUGCAGUUCCUGGUGGAUCAUGGGGCUUUGAUAGAGCAUGUGGACUACAGUGGGAUGCGUCCUCUAGAUCGAGCUGUGGGCUGUAGAAACACAUCAGUGGUGGUCGCCCUGCUUAAGAAAGGAGCCAAAAUCGGAUGUCAAACGCUGCCGAGUCGGCACAAAGGAGGUCCUGCCACCUGGGCCAUGUCGACAUCUAAACCGGACAUCAUGAUUAUCCUACUGAGUAAACUUUUGGAGGAGGGAGAUGGCUUCUACAAGAAGGGUAAAGUGAAGGAAGCAGCUCAGCGCUAUCAAUAUGCUCUCAAGAAAUUUCCCCGUGAAGGAUUAAGUGAAGACCUAAAGACCUUUAAAGAGCUCAAAGUGUCUUUGUUCCUGAACCUGUCUCGCUGUCGGAGGAAAACGAAUGACUUUGGAAUGGCAGAAGAGUUUGCUACCAAGGCCCUGGAGCUGAAGCCUAAAUCAUAUGAAGCUUACUAUGCUAGAGCCCGUGCCAAGCGUAGCAGCAGGCAAUUUGCUGAGGCACUAGAAGAUCUGAGGGAAGCCAUAAAGCUGUGUCCCAACAAUCGUGAGAUCCAGCGCCUUCAUCAGCGUGUGGAGGAGGAGUACAGACAAGUUACACAACCAGAGGAGCCAGAGCUCGAACCUCCUCCAUCUCCACCUCCAUCUCCCUUACCAGUGGAGGAGGAUGAGGAGCCCCCUCAUCAUACUCCUCCGCCUGAGCCAAGACUAGAUGACAUGGAACCUGUCCAGGACUUGUUUGAAGAUGAUGAUUUCUUGGAACAAGAGCUAGAGGCUGUGUCUCUUGGCCUUGCCACUGAUAUUCGCUCAAACACCUCCAGCCUGGCGAUUUUACAUAGCCCUCCCCUUUCUCCAGCCCAUCAUGACAUGGGUUACCUAUCUGGUGGGCAGGCUUUUGAGUUCCACCCAAGCUCCUCCUCAAUGUCAUCCCCUACCCAUCAUAGUUACCAGUCCACCUCCCCUUGCAUCUCCCCUACACAUCAAAACUCCCACUACCGCCAGAGUCCACCCCACACCUCACCUGCCCAUCAAUCCUCCUACCGGUUUAGCCCUCCACCCAUAGGCAGUGGAGGGAACCAGGGGAUGGACUAUCAGAGUCCUCCACCCUCUCCUCUUCGGCGUGGGUUUCCAUUCAGGGCUAGCCCUCCAGUGGAGAGUGUUUGUUUGUAUCGAUCCCAGUCUGGCUCUCCAGUCCGUUACCAGCAGGAGCCUCUCCCUAGCCGACCUAAAUCGCCACUGUUGAAGAUGAGCAGCCAACGCUCCUUCCAGCUCCAAUCACAGCCUUCAGAAAGCUCCCAGUCCAGCCAGCACCACCAGGCUCAGGGUCUCCGCCUACAGCCCUCUAUGGCACAGAUUAUCCGCACUAACCAGCCCAGUAACAAUGUAUUCAGCCAGCUGGCUCACCCACUCAGCAGCAGGUACCAGGGUAGUUCCAUGGAAGUUGACAGGGAACGAGAGCGGGGGGCCAGGCUGGUGUACCAGCCCUCCUUGGAUGGCCGGUCCAUGUCUCAAGUGCAAUCCAGCCUUAGUGUUGGGGCACUCUGUCAGCAUGGAGGCCGAAGUGGACCUGGUGGGGUUCUAGAAACAAACUUGGGGAAAGAAGAACUCCCCCAACGCCCUGCUUCAGCCUACCGUUCCACCACAGGGGGACCUGGAGGCAUGCGCUUCAGCCAAACCCCCCAGAUCAGUCGCAGUCAGUCAGCGGCAUACUACCCUGUCUCGAAGCAUGAACUUGAGAGGGCAGUGGCAGCCUCCGCUCUGCCAUCUUGCCAACUAGGCUCUCCCGAGAUCCCUCAGCUUAUGCGCAGACCUAUCAGUGCCAACACUAGUGACCUAAAGCAGCAUGUACAACCCCCUAGACCACUGAUCCACUCCCAGAGUGUAAAUCUUCGCUUCUCCCCCUCUAGCACUAAUAUCUCCUCAGGCUCCAGCUGCAAUCUAGCCCCUGGCUUCAGAACCUCCUCCAUGGCCCAAAUGGAAAUCCCAUUGCAAGCUGCAUAUGACCGAAGCUUUGACGAACCAUCUGCCCUGUCGCCCUCUCAGAGCGGGCUCUUCGCAGGAGAACCCGCUCGAUCCCGGACCACCCCGUUCAUGGGCGUCAUUGACAAGACUGCAAGGACUCAGCAGCAGUACCUUCACCAGCCUUCCCGUGCUUGGCCUGUGGAAUCAGUAAUCACUAGCCCCACAUCACCUGGCAAUUUAAUCCACCAGGCUUCCACUGCUUCCUCAUACAGCCCACCCACUUCUUUAGGCAAUAUCGCCUACUACAAUAAGACCAAUAAUGCCCAGAAUGGACAUAUGCUGGAGGAGGAAUUUUAUGCCCAAUCACAGCCCUCCUCCCUGGGAAAGCUCGCCAAUGGAGGGGCCCGUGAUCGAGACCUCCUGGAACGGGUGAGCCAGGUGCCCACAUACCAGGAUGUUAAAGUGGCACGGACAAUGCCUGUUGCACAGGCUUACCAGGAGAACAUGUACCGCCAGCUUUCCCGUGAUUCCAGACAAGGUCCCACCUCGCCCAUCAAACCAAAGAGACCCUUUGUGGAGUCAAACGUUUAAU